ACUUCAUCUCUCUCUCUCUCUUGUGAGAGAUACUUUUGAUCAUCUUAAUAAUAAGGUGAAACACAAGAUAUGGAGCCCUAAAAUCUCGAUCAAGUAAUAUAUAUAUAUUAUAUAUAUGUAUGAAGAUUCAAUUUCAUCAUCAUCUCCUUUAUUAACUUGAUCUCGUUAAUUCAUAAUUCCUCCGGCGCCAGGGGGCAAUGAGGAAGAAGAAGAAUGGCGGCGGCGGCGGCGGCUGGUUUCACUCCGUUAAGAAUGUUUUCCGAUCGUCUCCCUCCGCCGUCAAAGAAUUUCCAGACAAGAAGCAAGCCCCGGAGGUUGUGUCUUUCGAGCAUUUUCCGGCGGCAAACGAGACUUCACCGGAGGACAAUAUUAUUACAAAUUAUGACAGCAGCUUCUCAUCACCUCCUCCUCCUCCUCAUACAAGAAGAGAUCAUCAUCAGUCCAUGGCCGUUGCAAUUGCCACUGCAGCCGCGGCUCAGGCUGCUGUUGCCGCAGCUCAGGCAGCCGCUAAGGUCGUCCGUCUAGCUGGAUACGGCCGUCAGUCGUCUAGGGAAGAAAAGGCUGCCACUCUAAUCCAAUCCUAUUACAGAGGAUACCUCGCGCGCAGGGCUUUGCGUGCUCUUAAAGGAUUGGUUAGGCUACAAGCUCUAGUGAGGGGCCAUAACGUUAGAAAACAAGCUCAAAUGACAAUGCGGUGCAUGCAAGCACUCUUGCGUGUCCAAGCUAGGGUUAGAUCUAGCAGACUACAACUAACCCACAACAACAACAACAACAGAUUAAGCCUCACAGUGGCUGCAGCAACAGCAUUACAACAACAACAACAACAGAUGAGAAGGCCAUUUAAGGAUUAUGAUCAGACUGCAGAUUCUUAUAGAGAUGGAAGGCAUCAUCAGAGUAUGAACAGAGUAAUAGAAGGCAGCACCGUGAAGAAACAUGAUGGUUUGAUGAAGAGAGAAAGAGAUCUUGCUUAUGCCACCUUCCGCCACCAGCAACACCAAAAAGAAAAAGAAGAGAAACAAUUACAAUAUUAUCAAUACUCAGAUAGGAACAAAAGCGAGGAUUAUGAUCAUCUAUCCUCAAUGGGAUGUACUGAAAAGUCAGAAUGGGGAUGGAAUUGGCUGGAGAGUUGGAUGGCGUCCCAAUCAUGUACAAGAGAGACAACCUCCGACGACAAGACCACCGCGAAAAUGCAAGUACCCAAGAAUGAGGUGGUCGAAGAGGAUGAGGUGAAUUCAUACCCUACAAGCAGACAACCCCGAGAACAACGGAACCACCUAGAUAUUGAUAUCCCAAGAUACAUGGCCCCAACACAAUCAGCAAAAGCCAAAGUCCGGGCUCAGAGUGUGAUCCAGCAUAGGAGCCCACCACCACCAUCUAUGCAGAUGCAGGCUCAAUGGAACUCCUCCUCCUCGAACAAGAGAUCAUUAGGUUUAGGAUGUGACUCGUCGAGUUCUGGAGCCGGGACCACCACCUUCCAGACCACUAGGAGCCCAAGUCCGAAAUAUAGUAUUGGAACAAAGACUCACUCCAAAUGGGCAGCCGGUUACAUCCCAGACUCAAGCAGUGAUGACAGGACUUUGCCUUCUUUUGAUGGUUGGAGACGUCACAAUUUCACCUAAUUAAUAUUAAUUAAUAUGUUCUUAAUCCUUUUUAAUUUAUUUAUUAUACCAUGUAUUAAUAAAUCAACAUUAUCUUU
This is a messenger RNA of Impatiens glandulifera, 1696 nucleotides long. RefSeq names its product protein IQ-DOMAIN 21-like. The transcript is spliced from 4 exons. NCBI's taxonomy places the organism in Eukaryota, Viridiplantae, Streptophyta, Magnoliopsida, Ericales, Balsaminaceae. Gene Ontology annotation, molecular function: protein binding. The record is from RefSeq and is a predicted model, not a curated record. The coding region runs from base 198 to 1619 and encodes 473 amino acids.